Messenger RNA from Pistacia vera, 642 nucleotides. RefSeq names its product E3 ubiquitin-protein ligase RING1-like. The transcript is spliced from 2 exons. Gene Ontology annotation, biological process: protein ubiquitination. Gene Ontology annotation, molecular function: ubiquitin protein ligase activity. Lineage: Eukaryota; Viridiplantae; Streptophyta; Magnoliopsida; Sapindales; Anacardiaceae. The record is from RefSeq and is a predicted model, not a curated record. The coding region runs from base 1 to 642 and encodes 213 amino acids. Gene Ontology annotation, cellular component: cytoplasm.
AUGGCGAUAUGGGUAUCCCUCCAAAAUCCUGUUUCAAAGCCACCCGUACCCAACCUCGCCUGUGAAAUUUGUGGGUGGUUUUUUUGUAAAGUGAGAGUUGAAGAUUGUUUAGAGUCAAAGAGGGUGUGCACCAUUUGUUCCGAAGAGUUUCAGUUUGAUUUUGAGAUUGUUCGGUUACUAUAUGAUCUAGAAGGUCCAAGACAUAUAUCUGAAGAACUUUCUUCAAUGGGAGUGUCACCAGAACUAAUUGGAUGGACGAUAUCUCGAAUUAGGCUAAUUGCAACAGAGAUCGAGAGAAACCCAAGUCAUCGUGGGAUUUCUACAAUUGUUACAAUCCUAAAUGUUUCUACGAUAUUCAUAAUCCCUGAUAUACUUGAAGAGUCAAUGCAAGAUGUUCCAAGGCCAAUUCCAGCUACUGAGGAAGCUAUUCAGAAGUUGGAAAAGGUGACGUUUCAAGAUUGUUUAGAGUCAACGAGGGAUUGCAUCGUUUGUUGUGAAGAGUUUCAUCAAAAUGAUCAUGUUAAUCAGAUUGUGCGGAUGCCGUGUGCUCAUGUUUAUCACCAACAGUGUAUCCAGAAGUGGCUGAAGAUAAGUCAUCUUUGCCCCUUGUGCCGCUACAAGAUGCCGUGUUCAGAGAAUUAG